Molecule: messenger RNA, 1080 nt
Organism: Gossypium raimondii (Peruvian cotton)
Lineage: Eukaryota; Viridiplantae; Streptophyta; Magnoliopsida; Malvales; Malvaceae
Product: NAC domain-containing protein 54
Exons: 3
Coding region: 41-763 (240 amino acids)
Biological process (GO): regulation of DNA-templated transcription
Molecular function (GO): DNA binding
Source: RefSeq, a predicted model, not a curated record
GAGUAGUGGGACAGUGGGUUGAAGAAGAGGGUAAAGGGAAAUGGCACCUGUGGGAUUACCUCCUGGUUUUAGAUUUCAUCCCACUGAUGAAGAGCUCGUCAAUUAUUAUCUUAAAAGGAAAAUAAAUGGCCAAGAAAUUGAACUCGACAUCAUUCCCGAAGUUGAUCUCUACAAAUGUGAACCAUGGGAGUUAGCAGAGAAAUCAAUAUUGCCGAGUAGAGACCCGGAGUGGUACUUCUUUGGACCCCGAGAUCGGAAAUACCCGAAUGGGUUCAGGACAAACAGAGCCACUAGGGCAGGAUACUGGAAAUCAACUGGGAAAGACAGGAGAGUUGCUUCCCAAAAUCGAGCUAUUGGGAUGAAGAAGACGCUGGUUUACUACAGAGGCCGUGCUCCUCAAGGAAUUAGGACAGACUGGGUAAUGCAUGAAUACCGUCUUGACGAUAAGGAGAGCGAAGACUACUGUGGAAUUCAGGUACAGGACUCUUACGCACUAUGUCGUGUUUUCAAGAAAAAUGGCAUCUGCUCGGAAACAGAAGAUCAAGGGCGGUGUAAUAUGUUAGUGAUGGAGUGCUCCCAAUCUGUUAUCAAUGAUUCUGAAACCAUGUCUCCAGACCUUCCCUUAGCCUCCUCUUCUUCAUUCAUCGAAGAGGAAGAUAAAGAUGAUUCUUGGAUGCAGUUUAUCACUGAUGAUCCAUGGUGUUCUUCUAACACUACUGCUUUGGCUGGAGAUGAUGUUUCUAACGUUGCAUUAACAAACUAAGGGUUUAAGGUCUUGGUUGAUACGGCAAGUAAAUUGGUGAAUAACACAAGUAAAUUGGCUAAGUUUCUUAAAAUAAGACGCAACAUUAUAAAAUAUAUUUGUAAGAUCUGACGAAAAAUCUCAGUAGGAGAUUACUUUUUUCAUCUCUAAUUGGAUUGGAUUGGAUGUAAUGUUUUGUGAGGGUUUGGUUGCUGCUUAGGUGCAGCAAAUGUAUGAGAUGGCUCUAGGGGUUUUUGCUUUCACCUUGUCUUAAAUGGUGAUCACUUGGAGCUUCUCUAUUGGGAUAUAUAAUAACAAGUAAUUAAAGUUUGCACUCU